Molecule: messenger RNA, 6287 nt
Organism: Salpingoeca rosetta
Lineage: Eukaryota; Choanoflagellata; Craspedida; Salpingoecidae
Exons: 15
Coding region: 615-6287 (1890 amino acids)
Cellular component (GO): cytoplasm
Molecular function (GO): guanyl-nucleotide exchange factor activity
Source: RefSeq, a predicted model, not a curated record
CGCGACCGCAAAAAGAGGCAGCAACACCAACAACGACCACAACACAAACGCUGCUGGGGCGUGUAAGUGGGACGGCCGUUGUUGUUGUCGUUGUGGUGUGUUGUUUGGCCAUCAACAGCGAGCUCAUAGCAACACCACCGCAACAUCACACCACCACCACAUUCACAGCGCACUGGAUGCGCCUGUAGCGCCAGUGGCAUCUCAUCACAACUGCCGCCUGUUAUCCCUUCCCCCUUCCCGAAAGUCACCAGCUGACAUCUUCUGACGCACCUUGUAAAUUGCUUCUGCAACCUUAGUUGCUGACUUGCUCCCUUCCUCGCUUGCUCAUCAGUUACUGGCUUCCCUGCUUGCUGGACUUAUCUUCACCCGGACAUACAAAUCAAUCACAGCAUCAGCAACAGCAGCAACAGCAGCAACAGCAACAGCACAUCGACGCACGCGGAGCCGCUUGCAGCACCAACAGGACGAGCACCUAACCUGACACCCAGCGUCACACACACACACACACACACACACACACACACACACACACCCACACCCACCCACACACACACACACACAUACAAACACACUCGCUGCCUUCAACACGUGGGGUUUUCGUGCAGACGGGCAGCAUGGGCGACCAGCGGCCCGCGCGGUCGUCUUCGUCCCAUCAGCUGGAGGGCGUUGACCGCUUCGAGGAAGAGACUCAGCGCCGCCAGAGCAGGGCCAUCGCCCGACACCACCUCAUGCGCCGAACACGCGCUGGCUCCUCCACAUCGUCGUCGCGGCGCACGUCUCAAUCAUCAAGCCGCGAACACCCCGCACACCGCCGCAUCCUGCGGCACGACAACCCCACGGGGCUUCGACGGCACUCGUCCCUGGAGAGCAGCGGGCAGCAGCGGCGGCCCGGGCGUCUCUCGAGCGAGAAGCGGCCCGGCCGCCGCAAGGUCAGUGGCCUGGUCCUGCGCGUCACUGGUGAGCACGACAACGACGACGACAACGAUGACGAUGACGAUGGACAUGCCGGAUACGGUGAUGAUGGUGAGUAUGACGGUGUUGGUGGUGUUGAGCGACAAUCAGGGUCUGGGCAACACAGGCCGCGACGCAGCCAGCGGAGCAACUUUCGACGCCGGUACACGUCGCAACGCAGAGCGAGCGUGAAGAGCAGGCGACGCACGAUACAGCACGCGCUGCAUAGCCCAUCUCGCUCGCCGUCAACGGCUGCAAGACCUGCUGCCGUCGGCACACCACUGACAGCACGGCACACGCACGAUGGCAGCGGCAGUGCCCAUGUGCAUCGCCACCAAUCCCAGCACUUGCACGCGGGGUCAACGUCGCAACCAGCCAUCCCCUCCACGAACAGCCACAGUCUUGCAGCAAGCACCAUCAGCGCAGCCAGCAGUGGCCUUCGCAUGCACCACGCAGGUGAUGGCGCUGGUAGUAGCCGUGUCAACGACAACAGCAACAAUACCACCGACAGCGACACCAACAGCGGAAUGAACCACGUUCGCAGCCACAGCACCAGCAACACCACCAGCACCAACGCCAACACAACUGCCAUCAUGGGUAAUGACACAGACACAGACACGAGCAGCAGCAGCAGCGAUGAUGAUGAUGACAAUGAUGACGAUGAAUCGUUUGACACGCCUGUUGGCAACGCAGACUUUGGCACAAAUCCAGACACAAUAGCGCCGGCCGUGGCAGCGUCGGCGUCCCGGACCGCCGUUCCGCACGCGCUUGUCGACUCUGAUGACGAAUUCCUGACGGCGAGCACUGACCGGUCGCGCCAUCUUGCACGCGAGCGAAUGGCGGCAUCGCUGCAGGUGCAGCACGAGGAGAUGCGACGACGCAGGCGGAGGGGCAGAAGAAGAAGAGGUGAUGAUGGUGGUGAUGAUGGUGAUGAUGGUGGUGAUGAUGGUGAUGGUGAUGGUGGUGGUGAUGAUGGUGGUGAUGAUGGUGUUGGUGGUGUGAGUCGCGUGAGGAGUGGUAAAGGAAGAAGACGACGACGGGGACGGACGGCGACGACGAAAGACGAGAGCCAUCGUGGCGACGGCGAUGAUCGCGAUGGUGAUGACAAUGAGACGAAAGACAAAGACAAGGAGAAGGAGAAGGAGAAGGAGAAGGAGAGCAAACGAGAGAACAAGAGCAUGAAGCAGCGACUGAAGAAAAUUGGACAGUCCCUCUGGCUUGACGUCGAGGAUGUGUUGUUUCGCGUCUUGGAUGAGGACAGGGAGCCGAGACCCUGGAAGAUGCUCAACGUGCUUGUGUCCCGUGCGCACCGCGUUGCCACGACCUAUCCUGGGGCGUCGUCGCAAUUUGAUCCGGCCAUUGAUCGUGACGUCAAAAGCAGCGGACCAGAUGUCCUCACAUUCAACCACGUGCUUCCGUUUCUGUUUCGCAUCCACGACAAACCCCACCCGAGCAUCGACCAGACCGCAGUCGCAGCGCUGUGCGGGCCGCUGCUGCUGCUUGUGCUCAUGGCGCUAAACAUGGUGGGCCUGUUUUACCUGCCCAUCGUGUUUGUGGCCAUCGCUGCUGUUGGCAUUCAGGAGGCGGACGUGCCGUGCUUCUACAACACCAUCCCCGUGCAGAGUUACCUCAUUUGGAAGGCUGGGUUGUAUGCGUUCAUCUUUGUGAUGCGCGUGCUCGUGCACAUAUCCGCACAGCGGUGGAAGGCGAAAGUUUCUCGCGAAACGUCAAAACUGAAAAAGGCCCUCGAACGCGAGCGCCACGUGAUGCGGCAAGUUGGCGCCGCCCUCCGCUAUUACGACGCAGCGACAAAGGAGGACAAGCUUGCAUCAUACUGGAUGAAGGAGGCGCUGCGUGCGCGGCGACAGGUGGACGUGGUUACGUAUCACGGGCUCCUGUCCAUGGUCCGACACGACAAGAUCACGUCAUCAUUCAGCUACAGGCUGCUCAAGUUCCUGUCCCCCGUGUCCAUCGCGUGGGAUGUACUUGGUAUGGCCAUAUCUGUCGAGCUGACCCCGAGCAUGUGCGAAUCCAAAGAACUUCGCUCACUCGUCUCAGCGCUGGCCAUCUUUGCUGCUGCUGGAUUGGUUGUGCGUCUGUUCUCCUUUUUCCUCUGGCUCUUCCAAGCGCUCGCGGCGCCAGGACCCGUCCGUCGCUCAAUCUACAGAUUCAUCAACAAUUUUGAUGAGCGCUACUACUUUGGAGCGCGGGUACUGGCCACUCUUUUCAACAUCGUCGUCGACAUCGAGCGUCCAAAGCGCACGCGGGACGCGCUCAAGGACAUGCAGUUUCGGCUCGACGCCGAGCUGGCGGACAUGAAGCUGAAGCGUUAUUUGUGCCGCAUGUACGUUUUGGACCGAUUUUUGAAUCGCACGGCAGAUCACUCAGACACGCCCAACAGCCACAGCGGUGGUGGUGGUGGUGGUGCUCACCGGCCGGCGAGCAAAGCACGGCGGUCGUCGAUUGUGUCGCGAUUAAUCAAGGCCUCGCAGCGCAAGGGCAGCCAGGGCUCGUACGCCCUGCUUGAGCGCGUGCUGCAGGUGUCACAUGAUCAAGAUGCAUGGGAAGAGUUUGGAGCACUCAGUGAUCUUCUGUUCCAGCACUUUGCUACCAAGUACUCCAUUGCUAAGGGUUACAUCAACGACGCGUGGGAGGCGAAGCGCAAAGUCGAGUUCAGGUUCUGGCGACGACACGUGAUUGAGCUUGGGUUUCUUCUGGCGGACCAAAUUGAUCUCAGGCAAAUGGUGCUUGACCGGCGGAUACAGCGGAGUGCGCCAAACAGCGAAGAAGUGCAGGCGCUGCAGCGCGAGUACGACCUCGUGAAUGAGCUUGACAGCGAAGUGGAGUCUGUGAUUGAACACCUUCGCGACCUCACACCGAUGGACUUUGACGCCGCACACGACGAAGAGGGCGACGAUGGUCGUGAUGGUCGUAGUGAUGGUCGUCAUGGUGGUGCUGGUAGUCAGCGAUGGCGUGACAAAGAGGGGCGUGGGUCUGUGUUUGCUGGCGGUGAUGCUGAUGACGGCGCGGUAAUUGAUGGUCACAGACAGCGAAGCGAGGGGGAGGUGCUCGACCUCAGCAAUUGCCGUGGCGAUGACGAUGGCGAUGGUGAUGACGGUGAUUAUGAAGAUGACGAAGAUGACUUUGAGUAUGCCGAUCGUGUUAGUGGUGGAAGCGGUGAUGGGCAGCAGGCGGGACAGCAGCAGGACGCGGCAGAGGGGCGAAGCGUGGAUGACGACGACGCGUUUGACCUCAAGCUGGAGGACCUGGAGCGCAGUCUUGCCCGCGCAGAUAUCGAAACGGCGGGAAGAAUGGACAGUUUCGUGCAUUUGCGCGAGUCAUCCGCGCAGUUGGCGGCAAGCGAGCGCGAGCUGUCACGGCGGCGCCAAACGCACAACGACAAGAAGAAGACACGAAAGUCAGAGAAGAAGAACAAGGGCAACAAGCAGCGAGAGGACAAGGACGCGGAGAGGAGGAGGAGCAACGCACACAAGCGCAGCUCAAAGGAAGAAGUGAAGGCACAAGAGCACGGGAAGGCACAAGAGCAAGCGAAGGUACAAGAUGGUGCGUCCCACGAACACGGCUCGACAGACGCCCAUGCACGCAAUCAUCAUCACGCACCGUCGAAAGGCGGGCUUGCGUCCAUGCAGCUUGCGAGCGCGGCGCUUGGCGUCGUUGCAGCGAGCAUGAACACAGACAGCUCCAACCCUGAUAGCAGUGUUCAUGAUGGCGGUGGCGGUGAGCGCGGUGAAUGGGACGACGUCACAGCAGCGCUGGUGACCGCAGGUGCAUCAGCAACAACAGCCACUGCAGCACAGCAAUCACAGCAGCAAUCACAACAACGACAACAACAACGACAACAACAACAACAACAACAACAACAACAACAACAACAGCAGCAGCAGCAGCAGGAGCAAGCGGGGCGUGGGCGGCGGACUGUUCCAAUUCGCAAGGCGACGACGACGCGCAUUGACGUGACGCCAUCACCGCCAUCAUCGCGACGCGCAACACAUGAUGACCUGGACCCGAUCAGCGGCAUUGACAAUAUGCACGCAAAGCCCCAACAACAACAACAUCAACAACACCAGCACCAGCAGCAGCAGCAGCAGCAGCACCAGCAGUGUGCACCGUCGGCAGGGCUGUUGCAACCACCGCCACCAUCUUAUGCGUCACUGCCUGACGUGGCUGAUUCUGGCAGGCGUCACACCGUUGGUGUGGACUCGCUGCAGUCCGUGGCAGCGCGCCGUAAGCGCCACCUCAUCGACCCAUCCAACGUCACGAUGGGUGGAUAUGGUGGUUAUGAUCAGGACAACGGCAGCUCCAGUACCACCACAGUCCAAAGCAACCAGCGGCCAGUCAGCAGUCACGGCAGCAGCGGUGGCGGUGGCGGUGGUGUUGGCCGUGAGUUUGUGCGCCAUCCUGCAACGGAGCCCCCGUUUUCGCGGCGGUGGUCGCGUGGGCGCUACAGCCACUCGCGCCGCCGCCACAGCACAGCGGUGGAGGGGCUGGCUGGGCCCAUAUCCCCGGCGCCAAGCGCACCAGACCUGAAACCUUCACGGCUGGCAGAGGACCUCUCUGAACGUUCACGAGAGGCGUUCCACUCGCACUUCCGCACGGCGACACUGAUGGCUGCAGACCGCUACUUUACGCAAUCGCGGGAAACGCUCAAGCCGGAUGCGGGCGUUGCAACGCCGGACAGGCGACGGCGCAGCAGCUCCAAUCCAGCAGCCAUGCACGCGGCAGUGGCCCGAACACGCACUGGCGGUGUUGGCAGGCGAGGCAGCAACAACGUACAAGAUCAGCAGCAGCAGCAGCAGCAGCAGCAUCUUGCUGUGCCGAUGUCGCCCCUUGCCGUGUCGUCGCCUGCACUUGUUAAUCCCAACGAGGCGGAGAAAGAGCGGGAAGAUGGCAGUGAUGGCGACGAUGGUGACGGUGGUGACGGUGACGAUGAGUUUGUCGAUGCGGUUGACACGUUGGAAACGAGCCUGCAUGCAUCGCAAUCACAAACGAGCAAGCGAUCGUCCAUCGUCUUUGAAUCGCCAGUGCACGUUCAAACACCACAACAGCAGCAGCAACAGCAGCAGCAACGCAGUGGCAGUGGCGGCGCUGAUCGUGAGCAGCAUAGGUCUGUUGACUUUUCCGUCAGCGUUCGGACUGGAUCUGGCCGCAGUACGGGCGCAAACGAGCGCGUCGGUGCACCGCACGCCCGCAUGCAGACGCCCGAAAUGAGGGGAGGGCGAGGGCGAGAUACCGACAACAGUGGUGGUGGCGAUGGUGAUGGUGCGGACAGCGACGCUGGCAUCCAGCACCAUCUUGGUACCAUGAGCGUCGUGUGA